Molecule: messenger RNA, 1497 nt
Organism: Aegilops tauschii subsp. strangulata
Lineage: Eukaryota; Viridiplantae; Streptophyta; Magnoliopsida; Poales; Poaceae
Source: RefSeq, a predicted model, not a curated record
CCCUUCGUGAGUGGCCAGCGGCGUUCCAGUGUGUGUGUGUCACCCACGACACGACGCCUCCCCUAAACCUCCGCGUCGCCAUUCCCCCCUCCAGCCCGCCGCGAUGGCCGGAGGCGGCGGCAAGCCGUUCGGGGACAACGUGUUCGCCGGCCACGCGGCCGCCGGCGCCGCGGCGAUCAGCGCCUCCGCGGUCGCCGUCCACCCCCUCGACACCGUCAAGAGCCUCCUCCAGUUGAGCGCGGCGGGGCAGAAGCAGAAGAUGGAGAUCCGCCAUGCGGUGGACCGGCUCAUGCACGUCUCCGGCCCUGCAGGUCUUUACAGUGGCAUUGGAUGGUCAAUAUUAGGUAAACUGCCUGGUUUGGGAGCGCGUUUUGGGACCUAUGAGCUUUUAACAGCCUUCUAUAAAGAUGGCAGGGAGGACAACCAUGUUAAUUAUUCUGAGGCAAUGUUGGCUGGCAUAACUGCUGGUGCUGUAGAGGCAUUUGUGUGCACACCAUUUGAACUUCUCAAACUUCGGUCCCAAGUUGGUUCUGCCAUACCUAUGAAAGCUACGAACCCUGCUAAUGUUGUACAGGAGUCGUUUCCACUGCUUUCCAAGCUAUUACCUGGUCAUGUCCCUGACAUGAGAGUAUGGAAUGGCAGUGUCAGUCUGUUGUCCAAUCUUUCCCCAAAGCAUCCUGACAUGAUGGGUGCCCUGAAACAGCACCCAUGGAUGCUGACUGGCUCUGGGAAGCCCCCGUUACCCUCUGAUGUUCAGGUGCCUUCGAGAGUGAUAGCACUUGAAGGAUGGGGUGCUUUAUGGAGAGGACUUAGGCCAGGGGUAGCCCGAGACUGUGUCUUUAGUGGAAUGUUCUUUUCUUGUUGGCAAUUCAUACAUACAGCGAUGCUUACUUGGCAGUCUGUUAACAUGAACCCUGAACCCAGGAAUUUAGAAGAAGCAGGUCCUGUACCCCCUUUAGCUUCUAGUCUUGCUGCAGGCUUCUCUGGAGUUGUAGCAGCUGCUGCUUCACAUACUUUUGAUACUGCCAAAAGUCGUUCACAGUGCACUGUGAUACCUAAGUAUAUAGCAAUGGAGAGGAGGUUUCUUAAAUGGAGAGCACCAGGAAUGUGGAUAGAGAGAGUGACGGGAACAUCACCUGCUGAUAGGAAUGUUCUAUUUCGUGGCAUUGGACUACGGAUGGCGCGCAGUGGAAUCGCAUCUUUUGUACUUGUUGGGUCCUACUAUUUAGCCGUAGAUCAGCUCUUGUAGAUGGCAGUCAGAGAAAUCAUUAAUGAAAUUCAAACACCUAAACUAUGUGGUACCUUUUUCGUCUGAACAACCAGAGAAGAGGUAACUAUGUGGUAACUUUUUCGUCUCUUCCAGUCUUAAUUGGAGUUGAGUGCUCCAGGAUAGAAUUUUGGUUACUAAUGUAAAUGUUUAUAACAAACAGAAUUGAAGGUUCGCCUUUGGUUUUGUUGCUUGUGUUGAAGAGAUAUUAAGUGUUUUUAUAUGGAAAA